Messenger RNA from Onychostoma macrolepis, 5582 nucleotides. It is a transcript of the gene kcnh5b, whose product is annotated as potassium voltage-gated channel, subfamily H (eag-related), member 5b. The transcript has 11 exons. Lineage: Eukaryota; Metazoa; Chordata; Actinopteri; Cypriniformes; Cyprinidae. Gene Ontology annotation, cellular component: membrane. Bases 1181 to 4222 code for a protein of 1013 amino acids. Gene Ontology annotation, molecular function: voltage-gated potassium channel activity. Gene Ontology annotation, biological process: potassium ion transmembrane transport; regulation of membrane potential. The record is from RefSeq and is a predicted model, not a curated record.
GUAAUUGACCUGGACAUCUUUACAAGUUAAAAAACAGCAGUUAGCCUGGUGACUGCUGUUGCACCCCUGCAGUGCCAAAGUGUGCAUUAUACAAUGCCAAACUACACCAUCCCCAUUUCUGAUCAGUCUUGUAUCUGAGAUAUUAUUAUGAGAUAUUAUUAAUGUUACUAUUAGACCUCAAACUGAUUGCUUUUAACAGAUUGCUUUUUUUUUUUUUAACUAAAGGAAUAUGUUGAUGUAGACUCACUCCGUAUGAAUCCUUUAUCACUCCAUACAUCAUGUCUUUUGUUGGCAGGUGGUUGAGGGCAGAACAGGUGUUUCUGUGAGGGACCCAUCAGUGUGAGAGCGUUCAGUGAUUAAGGCUUAAUAGAAAUUAAAGGGCAGGCACAAGCUGACAGCACUGAAGCAGAUAUGUGGGGUCUUAAAGAAGCAACUCUUUACAGAGUUUGGUGGAUUUUUGUGCAUGCUGUCAUCUGUUGCGUAACCCUGUGUACAAAUGGAUCUCUCUAAAAAAACUCUCCAAAAAAAAAAAAGAAAAAGCUGUCACUGGGAUGAUACCAUUUCAAAAGGUACCCCUUAGUAUUAACCCCCAAAGGGUGCAUUUUAGUAGCUUAAAGGUACAGUAGCCUACAUAUUUGUACCUAAAUGGUAGCCUACAUAUUAGUACAAAUUACUUUCGCAUUUAAGAUGAUUCUGUUUAAAACCAACAUUUAAAACAACUGCUAAAUAAUUGUGGAAUUGGACUUUCGACUCAAAAUGUCAUAUUUACUGAAACUACCCUCUCAUCUCACCUAUAGCUACUAUUACAGAAAUUAGACUUUUUGACGUUUUAAUCUGUAUGAUGCCUUUUGCGAUAAUGUCAGGUAUUAUAAUGUAAGGCUUAAGAGCUAACCUUUGUUUUUCUGCGCAGAGGAGUUGUUGUGCGCUCUUGCGCAUUUAACGCGCUUGGUGUUGGAGAUCCCCAGCGCCUGCCUGUGCGCGUCGGCGCAGUUGCGCAUGCGCGGGGAGCUCCCCGUGCCCACCGACUUGUAGCUUUGAGCCCAGAGUGCGCGGGUGGCACGCAGAAGCUCCCUGCAGCCAGAGCGCGACGUUACCAUGAGCCUCCCCGUUCCGCCGGCAGAGACUCCACGCGCAGAGAGUGCCCACCUGACGAGAGCAGCGCGACACACACAGCCGCACGAUGCCCGGCGGAAAGAGAGGGCUGGUGGCACCGCAAAACACUUUCCUGGAGAAUAUCGUCCGGCGCUCGAGUGAGACAAGUUUCUUGCUGGGGAACGCUCAGAUUGUGGACUGGCCUGUAGUUUAUAGUAAUGACGGCUUCUGCAAGCUGUCUGGAUACCACAGAGCAGAGGUCAUGCAGAAAAGCAGCACAUGCAGUUUUAUGUAUGGGGAGCUGACAGACAAGAAGACCAUAGAAAAGGUGAGACAGGCCUUUGACAACUAUGAGUCCAACUGCUUUGAAGUGCUGCUGUACAGAAAGAACAGAACUCCAGUGUGGUUCUACAUGCAGAUUGCACCGAUCCGAAAUGAAAAUGACAAAGUGGUUUUGUUCCUGUGUACAUUUAAGGACAUCACUGUCUUUAAACAGCCUAUUGAAGAUGAAAGCACCAGGGGUUGGACCAAGUUUGCACGUUUGACUCGAGCGUUGACGAACAGCAAAAGCACCAUUCAGCAGCUCACGCCCAUGAGCAGAACCGACAUCACUUCACACAAACACUCCAGACUCGCAGAGGUGCUUCAGCUCGGCUCUGACAUUCUUCCGCAGUAUAAGCAGGAAGCCCCUAAGACCCCGCCUCACAUCAUCUUACACUACUGCACCUUUAAGACCACCUGGGACUGGGUCAUCCUCAUCCUGACCUUCUACACCGCCAUCAUGGUUCCUUACAACGUGUCCUUCAAGACCAAACAGAAUAACGUCACUUGGCUGGUUCUGGACAGCGUUGUGGACGUCAUAUUCCUUGUGGACAUCGUGCUCAAUUUCCACACCACGUUUGUCGGGCCUGGAGGGGAGGUGAUCUCCGAUCCGAAGCUGAUCAGGAUGAACUACCUGAAGACCUGGUUCGUAAUAGACCUGCUGUCCUGUCUGCCCUAUGACAUUAUCAACGCUUUCGAAAACGUGGAUGAGGGCAUCAGCAGCUUGUUCAGUUCUCUGAAGGUGGUUCGACUGCUUCGAUUGGGCCGUGUUGCACGUAAACUGGAUCACUAUCUGGAGUACGGUGCAGCUGUACUCGUGUUACUGGUCUGUGUGUUUGGAUUGGUGGCCCACUGGCUUGCCUGCAUAUGGUACAGCAUUGGAGAUUACGAGGUCAUUGACGAACAAACAAACACCAUCAAGACUGACAGCUGGCUCUACCAAUUAGCCUCCAGCAUUGGAUCCCCAUAUCGGUACAAUGCCAGUGGGACUGGCCAAUGGGAGGGUGGCCCUGGGAAAGACUCUCUGUAUAUAACUUCACUGUAUUUCACCAUGACCAGCCUGACCACUAUUGGCUUCGGAAACAUCGCGCCAACUACAGACGGAGAGAAGAUCUUCUCUGUGGCCAUGAUGAUGGUCGGAUCUCUCCUUUAUGCCACUAUCUUCGGUAAUGUGACGACCAUUUUCCAGCAGAUGUAUGCAAACACCAACCGUUACCACGAAAUGCUGAAUAACGUGCGGGAUUUCCUCAAGCUCUACCAGGUGCCCAAAGGCCUCAGUGAGAGAGUGAUGGACUACAUCGUCUCCACGUGGUCCAUGUCCAAAGGCAUCGACACAGAGAAGGUGCUCUCCAUCUGCCCCAAGGACAUGCGGGCAGACAUCUGCGUGCACCUGAACAGGAAGGUGUUCAACGAGCACCCAGCGUUCCGAUUGGCCAGUGACGGAUGCUUGCGCUCAUUGGCCGUGGAGUUCCAGAUGAUACACUCUGCCCCCGGUGACCUCAUCUUCCAUGCGGGUGAAAGCGUGGACCUGCUCUGCUUCAUGGUGUCAGGGUCACUGGAGGUCAUCCAGGAUGACGAGGUCAUCGCUAUACUGGGUAAAGGGGACGUGUUUGGUGAUGUGUUUUGGAAAGAGACAACUUUGGCCCACUCAUGCGCUAACGUUCGGGCGUUAACAUACUGUGAUCUUCACAUCAUAAAGAGAGAAGCCUUGCUGAAAGUGUUGGACUUCUACACAGCGUUUGCCAACUCCUUCUCCCGAAACCUCAUUCUCACCUGCAACCUACGCAAGAGGUUUAUAUUUCGUAAAAUCAUCGAUGUGAAGAAGGAGGAAGAAGAGAGGCAGCGUGCAAAGAAUGAGGUUCCACUCACCAUUCCUGUGGACCACCCGGUCCGAAAACUUUUCCAGAAGUUUAAACAGCAGAAAGAGCUCCGUAACCAGGGUGCUUCGGCCCAGCUGGACCUAGCAAAGAAUCAGCAGCAUCUACAGCAGCCCAUACGCAUGACGAAACCUCACGCCUCCCUCAUGCAGAACUCGCUGCAUGCGGUUCAGAACGGGUCCACCAGCAGCGUGGUCACCAUCUCCCAAAUCACACCCAUCCAGAACUGCCUGGCCUACCCUAAAGUGGGCGACUCAGUCAAGCAGAACAACCGCGACAUCAUGGAACUCAAACCUGCCGUGGUCACCGGUGACCAAGUUGCAAAUCGACUCAAAGUGAAUAACACGGCACGGACUAAACCCGCAGGAACUGCCCGUGGCUGGAUGAGAUUGAAAAACAACAUGGCUGCCCCUGGUUCACCUCCAGAGGAUGAGAGGAAGGAGGGAUUGAACAAUGCAGCUAAAGCCGUGUCCAUGGAGCACAUUUCACCAGAAGUCAAAGUUCGGAUAGAAAGUGUUGAGGAGGUUGGAACGUCCAGGAAGAAUUCGCUCCGCAAAACGGACUCUUGGGAUAGUGGCUUGACAUACAGCGACCAGAGAUUGGAUAGGGUUUCAGAACCACAGAGCCCUGUUCCUGGAGUUGGUGGAGGAGAAGGACCAGCCCAGGAUUUUUACUCCAGUAGUGAGAGCUCAUUCCAGGCCUCUCUGCAGGAGGCAAGGCUGGAGCUGCGGACAGAGAUCCAAGCUCUGAACGGAAGGAUGGCGGCUUUAGAAGAACGGGUUGGACAGAUUCUCAGACUGCUUUUAGAGACUUCAAAGCCCAUGCCUAGUGAAGAACCAACCCCAAAAAUGCACAGACUCGAAGCACAAGGCAGCAUCCCAGUGUCCACACUCAGUACGCCAGACUCUGAAAAGGAUGAGGGUUUGCCAUAGGACAACAGACUUUGCAUUCAAUAAGCAUUUGAGAUGAAGUAUUUGUAGCAUCACUGGGGCUUUGGUGCAUCCAAAUUUGGCACCUGUAUCUGCAGCUUAUACAGGAACGAAAAUAGGAGCUUGGGUUGGUUUCUAGCUUCUGAUUUCUGAGGAUAAAGCUGACAACUGAACAUCUGUAUGGGAACAGGAGUUGGUUUCUGGAUCUAAAUAACUGCCAGGAACUCUAACCCCAUCAGAGUACAGUGGCAUGUACUGAGAAAUACAAAAAUAAGAGGAUUUUUAGUUUUAGUGCUUUUUAAUGUUCAAUCAGCACUUUUUGCACACUGAAGCAAUGCAGGAACUUUUUUUUUCUCCCUUUUUCAGCGUGAGUUUGUAUAUAUAAUGCAUGUCCAGCUGGGUUCUGGCUUGCCAAAAAUGUACAACCCUGAUGACGUCUGUACAAUUGAAAUGAUAUUUAAAUGCUUGUAUAUUAUGCAGUUAACUGCAUGCAGAUCUAUUUAUUCUCACAGAAUGCUUAUUUUCAAUGUGUAAAUGAAAGAGACUGUUGAUUGUCUUGAUAUCACCAUAAUGUACAUUCAGGUUUUUAACAAAAUGUAGCAUGACAGAUCACUGAGGAAGAAUGUGUUGUGUUUGAAACAUUUACGUAUCCAUGAAUGACUUUCAUAGGCACUCAUAAACUUUGCCUUAAAGGAUCUAAACAUCAGUCUUAAGAUAAAGCUGAAGAAGAAAAACCUGCACUGGUUAUCAAUGUUGGACAGGUCUGUUUUUGUCUGUCUUUCUAUACAUUUUAACUUACAUGUUUCAGGUUUCAUUUCUUGUUUUGUUUUUUUAAUUAAUUUAUUUUUUUGGGACAAGGAUUUUGGAGCGUGUAGGAUUUUAUGCCCUUCAUUUAUGUUCCACUCAAUGUUAUUGGGUUGUUUUAUUUUAUAUAGCAUCAGUAGCAGCUUUUGGGCCUGAAAUGCAGCUUCACCACUGUAAAUCAAUGCAACCUUUAAUAAAAAAUGGUAAAUAAAAAAUUAUAAUUGUAAGAGUAAACUGCAACGUUUUGUUCUCAUAUGCAAGAUAACAUUAUAAAUGAUAUUUUUAGCUCUCAAAACAAAGUCCCUUUAUAUGAGGACUGGAAGGCACAUGACCGAAACACAUCUGGGAUACUUAACCUGAUCUUCUCUUCAGCAAAACAAGAUCACUCUGCAGAUCAGGACACCACAAUGACAGUAAAAACCAAAUCUGAAAAGGUUCUUAAGGAUUGUAUACUUUUCAAGGUAUUUUUGUGUAUAUUUCUUCUGAGGGUCACUUAAAAAGCUACUAUGUACAGUGUACACACACAUAUAUUUUGGGGCCUGUAAAUUUAAUUUUUUAA